This is a messenger RNA of Danaus chrysippus (African queen), 615 nucleotides long. NCBI's taxonomy places the organism in Eukaryota, Metazoa, Arthropoda, Insecta, Lepidoptera, Nymphalidae. The record is from the annotation of a GenBank genome assembly.
AUGGAUUAUAUCGCUACGAAUUCGGUGGCUUGCAACAAGGAAUUCGAUGCAGUUAUCGAAGACGGAGGUGAGAGAUGUGUGAGGUUGGAGGGAGGGAGGGGGGGGGGGUUCAGGCAAGGCUUGUAUCGCGAUUGCAUCGGAGAGCAAACAAGCGGGCGGGGUGUCGCCGUUCAAAUCAUAUUACCCCCGGGCCCGCAGCCCACCACCACACACGUCAUUUGUGAGUGCGUUUCUAUGGCGACGGCCCGGGCUGUGGGCCCAGAGCCGCGGGCCGGGCCGUGCAUGAUAUUAGUACGUGAGACUCAUCUCCGGCUAUUCAGAGAACGGGAGCGGCUCGCGCGGGAAAUUAAAAACUACACGGAAGGAUGUCCAGCAGCCGUCCCGCUACCACCCGGUCAUAACAUACCUAUAUCAUUAGAGAUGACGUGCUCACAGUGUUCUUAUAUGUAUAUAUUACACGUUAUAUGUUGCACCUCAUUAGAGAGCUUCCCAUGUGCCUACAUCCCCCCCCUCCCGGCCCCCUCCCGGCCGCCCCCCACACACCCCACCACUCACAUACAAAGGAGAGCAAUUCUUUUCCUGAGCUCGCAAACUUGGAUGGAUAAUUACAGUUAG